CUUCUCCACUCUCUUAACAACUUCCAAGUUCCAAUCUUUUCUUCUCUUUUCCUUCGUCUCACUUUCCCAGCCCCGCAAGCAACUCGACAUCAAAAGAAUGAGCAACAACUAGGCCCCUCUCUUUUGUGGGGGGACGAGAGAGAGAGAUAGAUAGAAAGAGAGAGAAAAGCAUGCUUUGUCGGCCAUAUCAGCUUCACCCCAGAGUUCUUUGCCUGCUCUUUCCAUCCCCCUAAAGAUCCUUUCCACUCAUCAUCAUUCCACUCACCACACCAAUACUUAUACUGGUUCACACCAAGUUCACCUUUUCCCUUUCCUUUUCCUCUCCUUCUACGUUUGAUGGUUUUCCUUUCCACCGUUAAAUAAAUUUGCACUUUAUCUGUCCUCCACCAAAAGGGGUUGGGAUUCCUGUGCUGAAUAUCUUGGCUGACUGAUCGGAGAUCCCAUACUUUCUGUGCGAAAAGGCAAUCUGGGUAUAUUCUACUUUUGUCUGGAGAUUCAUGAAUUCCACAGUCCUAGCGUUUCCCUCUCAGGGAGUUGAUCCCAAUUGUUGGAGAUGCUUUUUCUAUUAUCUCUUAUUUGAUGAGUAACGGUAUUAUGGUCGGCUUUGAUAGGUCUCUUUAAAAUUAAGAUGUCUGGGAAUUUCAAUAAAAGGAGAGUGUUGGCAGACAGGUGGUCCGGUAUUCUACUAUUGUUCACUUUACUUCUUCGCACUUCAGAGGGAUUGAACACAGAGGGGCAGUACCUGCUUGAGCUGAAGAGUAGUCUUCAUGAUGAAUCUAAUCAUUUGGCGAAUUGGAAGUCUACUGAUGAAACACCUUGUGGAUGGACGGGUGUAAAUUGCACUUAUGACUAUAAUCCAGUGGUCCGGUCCAUCGAUUUGAGUUCCAUGAAUCUUUCUGGAACUCUAAAUCCCAGCAUUGGAGGUCUGACGCAUCUAACUUAUCUCAAUCUUGCCGACAACGGGCUGAUAGGAAAUGUACCCAGUGAAAUCGGAAAUUGCUCGAAAUUGGAAUUUCUUUUUUUGAACAAUAACCGAUUCAGGGGACCAAUUCCUGCUGAACUGGGUAGGCUGUCCCUUUUGAGAAGUUUGAAUAUUUGCAACAACAUAUUCUCAGGUUCUCUGCCAGAGGAACUGGGAAACUUGUCUUCACUGGUUGAGCUUGUAUUCUACACAAACAAUCUGACUGGUCCCCUGCCUCAUUCUAUUGGAAAUCUAAAGAGUCUCACUACUUUAAGAGGUGGAGGAAAUAGAUUGUCUGGUAGCUUGCCAAGUGAGAUCGGUGGAUGUACGAGCAUGGAAUUUCUAGGCCUUGCUCAAAAUCUGAUAGGAGGAGAACUACCGACAGAGAUCGGGAUGCUUCAGAACUUAAGAGAACUGCUUUUAUGGAAUAACCAGUUAUCAGGGCUAAUUCCUAAGGAGAUUGGGAAUUGUACCAGCCUUGAAACCCUUGCUUUAUAUGGAAAUGCUCUUGUUGGACCUAUACCUGAGGAGAUUGGGAAUCUCAAGUCUCUGGGGAGAUUGUACCUUUACAGAAAUAAGUUGAAUGGAACCAUUCCAAGGACAAUUGGGAAUCUUUCUCUGGCAUUAGAAAUUGAUUUCUCAGAAAACUCUUUGGUGGGUGAUAUUCCUUCUGAGAUCAGCAAAAUAAGUGGUCUCCACUUGCUCUUUCUCUUUGAGAACGAGCUAUCGGGUGUUAUACCCAGUGAGUUUAGUAGCUUGACGAACCUGACAAGGCUGGACCUGUCCAUUAAUAAUCUCACAGGUCCCGUUCCAUUGGGGUUCCAGUAUUUGACUCGAAUGUCUCAGUUGCAACUUAAUGACAACUCUCUAAGUGGAAAUAUUCCUCAGAGCCUUGGACUUUAUAGUCCUCUUUGGGUGGUUGAUUUUUCUAACAAUCACUUGACGGGAAUGAUACCUCCUCAUCUGUGCCGGAAUUCUAACUUGAUGCUGUUGAGUCUGGCUUCUAAUCGGCUGUAUGGAAAUAUACCAACUGGCAUCCUGAAUUGUGAAACAUUGGCAAUGCUACUGUUGGUUGGAAAUAGUCUUACUGGUGGCUUUCCUACACAACUGUGCAAACUAGUGAACCUUACUGCCAUUGAGCUGAACCAGAACAGGUUCAGUGGUCCUAUUUCUCCCGAGAUUGAGAGGUGCCAGAAGUUGCAGAGGCUUCAUAUUGCUAACAACUACUUCACAUUAGAGUUGCCUAAAGAAAUAGGAAAUCUUUCUCAACUAGUGACCUUCAACGUUUCGUCCAAUUCUUUCACUGGAACAAUUCCCCAUGAAAUUCUUAGAUGCAAGAAGCUUCAGCGACUUGAUCUCAGCAGUAACAGCUUUACUGGUUCCCUACCAGAUGAGCUCGGAACACUCUCGCAGUUGGAGCUUCUCAAGCUCUCAGAUAAUAAGCUUACAGGGCAUAUUCCUCCAACGUUAGGUAAUCUACUUCGUUUGACUGCAUUGGAGAUGGGUGGCAAUUUACUUUCGGGAGAAAUACCUCCUGAUCUGGGUAAUCUCACAAGCUUACAGAUUGCAUUGAAUCUCAGUUACAAUAACCUUACUGGAAGUAUACCUGAUGAGCUUGGCAAUCUCUUUAAGCUUGAGUUUCUCCUUCUCAAUAACAAUAAACUGAGUGGUGAAAUUCCCAGCACAUUCGAAAACCUUCCAAGUUUGUUGGGCUGUAAUUUCUCACACAACAAUCUUUCUGGGCCUAUACCUUCCAUUCCAAUAUUUGAAAAUAUGGAAGUUAGCAGCUUUGUUGGUAACAAUGGCCUCUGUGGUGCUCCUCUGCUUGGCUGCAACACUAAUCCAUCUUCUCUUUCUGAUCCUCCUACGAAAAAUGUUAAUGCUUCUCGCACCAAGAUUAUCACCAUUAUUGCCACAGUGGUUGGUGGCGUUUCUCUCGUUCUAAUAGUAUUCAUUUUAUAUUUAAUGAGACGUCCUCCUGAGCCUAUUUCUUCAUUGAGGGAUUCGGAGAUUCCCUCCCCAGAUUCAGAUAUAUAUUUUCCUCCAAAAGAUGGCUUCACCUUCCAUGAUCUACUUGAAGCUACAAACAGCUUUCAUGACAGUUAUGUUAUUGGAAGAGGGGCUUGUGGAACAGUUUAUAAGGCAGUAAUGCCAUCUGGGAAGACUAUUGCUGUUAAAAGGCUAGCAUCCAACAGGGAAGGGAACAACAUCGAGAAUAGUUUCCGGGCUGAGAUAUUAACUCUUGGGAAGAUAAGGCAUCGAAAUAUAGUGAAGUUGUAUGGAUUUUGCUACCACCAAGGUAGCAAUCUCCUACUAUAUGAGUACAUGGCAAGGGGUAGCCUAGGGGAGCAACUUCAUGGGUUUGGAUGUAAUUUGGAAUGGCCAACUCGGUUCAUGAUUGCUCUUGGAGCUGCAGAGGGUCUUGCCUACUUGCAUCAUGACUGCAAACCAAAGAUCAUUCACCGUGAUAUAAAAUCAAAUAACAUUCUACUUGAUGAAAACUUUGAGGCCCAUGUGGGUGAUUUUGGUUUGGCAAAGGUUAUUGACAUGCCUCAAUCAAAGUCAAUGUCAGCAGUUGCUGGAUCAUAUGGUUAUAUUGCUCCUGAGUAUGCAUACACCAUGAAGGUCACUGAGAAGUGUGACAUCUAUAGCUAUGGAGUUGUGCUGUUGGAGUUGCUAACCGGAAGAACGCCGGUUCAGCCGCUAGAGCAAGGAGGCGAUCUGGUGACAUGGGUCAAAAGCUAUAUUCGGAGCCAUAACAACACCCUGUCCUCUGGUAUGCUUGACAAUCGUCUCAAUAUCCAAGGCCAAACCACUGUGAACCACAUGCUCACCGUUCUCAAAAUUGCUUUGCUCUGCACAAACAUGAAUCCCACUGAUCGCCCACCCAUGCGCCAAGUCGUGUUGAUGCUUAUGGAAUCCAACGAGAGAGAAGGAAACUUGGCCAUUUCUCCAUCUCGAUACGAGGACCUCGCUUCCAAAGAAGAUGAUGAGCAAAAGAGUACGUGAGGUAAUUGAACUUUUGUCUUUCGACUUUAUUAACAAAAGAUGAUUCUUUUUCUGCUGCUCAGCUCAUAAUUGUUGUUGGCAAAACCAGAGAAAAUAGAAGAUAUAAUUCUUGUACAUUCUUUUGUUUAGAGUAUAUAUAAUGGUCGGUUGCCAAGACUAGUGCGGUUUCACUUUGCAGUAGCCAUUUUUAUAAUUUGUUAUUUUCACGUCAUGUAAUUUUCUUCUGGAAAUUCAGUACAGUAACAUUGUAUUUCUGUACAGUUUGCAAUACCAUUAUUGGACCUGUUGUAUUUUGGAUUA
Messenger RNA from Neltuma alba, 4270 nucleotides. RefSeq names its product probable leucine-rich repeat receptor-like protein kinase At2g33170. Lineage: Eukaryota; Viridiplantae; Streptophyta; Magnoliopsida; Fabales; Fabaceae. Gene Ontology annotation, biological process: protein phosphorylation. Gene Ontology annotation, molecular function: receptor serine/threonine kinase binding; ATP binding; protein kinase activity. The coding region runs from base 629 to 3970 and encodes 1113 amino acids. The transcript is spliced from 3 exons. The record is from RefSeq and is a predicted model, not a curated record.